AUGUCUUCUUCACUAUACAUGGGCCUCACUGGGCGAGCAUUGCGUCUUGCCCAAAUGAUGCUCAUCGUAGCCCCGGCCUUUUUUGUUUUCGGAUACAACCAAGCCGGUACUGGCCCCUUGGCAACCCUUCCCAGUUGGGUUGCGACAUUCCCUCAAAUCGAUACCAUCAACACUGAAGGUGCCAUGAAAGCCCACAAUUCCACCGGCAAAGGUGCCGUGAUCGCCUCGUUCCAAAUCGGUGCUCUGAUUGGAGCCCUGUCUUGUACAGUUUUGUCUGACCGUCUGGGCCGCCGAAAGACCAUCUUCCUGGGUGCGAUCCUGACCGUCAUCGGUCAGGUUUUACAGACCUCCGCGUAUACCUUGAUCCAAUUCACCGUCGGUCGUAUAAUCCUAGGCAUGGGAGUCGGCCAAUUGAGUGUGGCAGUCCCUGUUUGGCAAUCAGAGUGUUCUUCUGCGAAGAACAGAGGCCAGCAUGUCGUAGCUGACGGCAUCUUUAUGUGUCUCGGCUACUCCCUUUGUAACUGGAUUGACUUUGGAUUCAGCGAGCUUCCCGGUACAAACACCGGUCAGUGGAGGGGACCGCUUGCUGUCUCUUUCUUCCCAUCAUUGGUGAUUCUGGCAUCUAUUUUCUUUUUGCCUGAAUCGCCCCGUUGGUUGGUUCGCGUCAAUCGCACUGAAGAGGCUACCAUCAAUCUAGCUACGCUUAAAGGUACCCAGCCAGAUGACACAGUAAUUCAAACUGAGAUUUCUGGCAUUGAGAUAUCAUUCGAAGUUACAUCUCAGUCAAAGGGUGUUCUUCGGGAGAUCUUCUCAAAGAAUGACGAUGAACGUCUUCUUUAUCGCUUCUGUCUCUGCAUCGUACUGCAAUUUUUCCAGCAGAUGUGCGGCGGAAAUUUGAUCUCAGUCUAUGCGUCGACAAUCUUCGAGGAGAAUUUGAAUUUAGGCUCGAAGUUAUCGAAAAUUCUGGCAGCUUGCGCCUUGACCUGGAAGUUCUUAUGCUGCUUUAUCGCUUUCUUCACAAUCGACCGUCUAGGUCGUCGUGCCGUGUUCAUGAUCAGCGGAGCCGGAAUGGCAGUUUGCAUGGCCGCAAUGGCCGUGACGACGAGCUUCGGCACAGACAACAAACAUGCGUCUAUUGCAUCAGCAUUUUUUAUUUUUCUCUUCAAUCUCUUCUACCCUAUUGGCUUUCUUGGUGGCAAUUUCUUGUACUGUACCGAAGUAGCACCGGUCCGCCUGCGAGUUGCAAUGGCAGCUAUUUCAACAGCUAACCACUGGCUGUGGAAUUUCGUCGUGGUCAUGGUGACUCCAGUUGCACUCGACACAAUUGGAUACCGGUACUAUAUCAUGUACGCAAUUCUGUCGGCUUGCAUUCCUAUUUUAGUGUACUUUUUCUAUCCUGAGACGAUGAACCGCAAUCUUGAGAUGUUGAACCAUGUCUUCCGGGAUGCAUCGUCGCCCUGGCAGAUUGUCUCUAUGGCGCGUCAUCUGCCUCAAGGUGAGGUCACACCCGCCGAACUUAUUGCUAGGAACAAGGAGAAGGGUGAUACGUGCUCAGUUGAGAUGAAGGAGAAUGUUUAA
Molecule: messenger RNA, 1578 nt
Organism: Penicillium soppii
Lineage: Eukaryota; Fungi; Ascomycota; Eurotiomycetes; Eurotiales; Aspergillaceae
Product: sugar porter family MFS transporter
Exons: 1
Coding region: 1-1578 (525 amino acids)
Biological process (GO): carbohydrate transport; transmembrane transport
Cellular component (GO): membrane
Molecular function (GO): carbohydrate:proton symporter activity
Source: RefSeq, a predicted model, not a curated record